AUGCCUGCGGCACUUGUGGAGAACAGCCAGGUCAUCUGUGAAGUCUGGGCCAGCAAUCUAGAAGAAGAGAUGAGGAAGAUCCGAGAAAUCGUGCUCAGUUACAGUUAUAUUGCCAUGGACACAGAAUUUCCAGGUGUUGUGGUGCGACCCAUUGGUGAAUUUCGUAGUUCCAUAGAUUACCAGUAUCAGCUUUUACGGUGCAAUGUUGACCUUUUAAAAAUUAUCCAGCUGGGCCUUACAUUCACAAAUGAGAAGGGAGAAUAUCCUUCUGGAAUCAACACUUGGCAGUUCAACUUCAAAUUCAACCUUACAGAGGACAUGUACUCCCAGGAUUCCAUAGAUCUCCUUGCUAACUCAGGACUGCAGUUUCAGAAGCAUGAAGAGGAAGGGAUUGACACAUUGCACUUUGCAGAGCUGCUUAUGACAUCAGGGGUGGUUCUCUGUGACAAUGUCAAAUGGCUUUCAUUUCACAGUGGCUAUGAUUUUGGCUACAUGGUAAAGUUACUUACGGAUUCUCGUUUGCCAGAAGAGGAACAUGAAUUCUUUCACAUUCUGAACCUUUUCUUCCCAUCCAUUUAUGAUGUGAAAUACCUGAUGAAAAGUUGCAAAAAUCUUAAGGGAGGUCUUCAGGAAGUUGCUGAUCAGUUGGAUUUGCAGAGAAUUGGAAGGCAGCACCAGGCAGGCUCAGACUCACUGCUAACGGGAAUGGCAUUCUUCAGGAUGAAAGAGUUGUUUUUUGAGGACAGUAUUGAUGAUGCCAAGUACUGUGGGCGGCUCUAUGGCCUAGGCACGGGAGUGGCCCAGAAGCAGAAUGAGGAUGUGGACUCUGCCCAGGAGAAGAUGAGCAUCCUGGCGAUCAUCAACAACAUGCAGCAGUGAUGGCAGCGAGGCUCUGCAGGGUGGGCCUGUCCCACAGUGGUGCUUCAUGGGCUGACUGUGUGUACUUAUCUUCCUCCCCAAGAGAAAAGGCUUCUUUUGAGCAAACUGUACCUACCAUCUGCGUUGACAGGAAGACUUUUGUUUUACUGAAGACAAAAGAUGUCUUUAUUUUAGAUCCAGAAGAACGGAGUUUGCUCUGAAUUUGUAAACACGUCUUCCCUAUUCCUCAUCCCUAAGCCUCUCUUCUCCAGUUGCCUCCUGCCACCAGCAUCCAUGGCUCAUUUGACACCUUCUAAAAUCCAGGACAAGUCAGAAACAAACUAGUAAAAUGUAUAUAACUCUUA
Messenger RNA from Kogia breviceps (pygmy sperm whale), 1223 nucleotides. It is a transcript of the gene CNOT8, whose product is annotated as CCR4-NOT transcription complex subunit 8. Gene Ontology annotation, molecular function: nucleic acid binding; poly(A)-specific ribonuclease activity. The record is from RefSeq and is a predicted model, not a curated record. Gene Ontology annotation, cellular component: CCR4-NOT complex; P-body; CCR4-NOT core complex. Lineage: Eukaryota; Metazoa; Chordata; Mammalia; Artiodactyla; Physeteridae.